This is a messenger RNA of Dibothriocephalus latus, 222 nucleotides long. The record is from the annotation of a GenBank genome assembly. NCBI's taxonomy places the organism in Eukaryota, Metazoa, Platyhelminthes, Cestoda, Diphyllobothriidea, Diphyllobothriidae.
AUGGAUAGGACUGAGUACACGGCGAACCUACAAAGUCUGCUGUGGGACGAAGAUGCCUACCAGCUUUCGGAAGCUGGAGAGUUCAAAAAACAUGUGAACGUUGUCAACCGGGUGAUUGACAAGCUGAAGAAGGCAGGAGCCCUUAAACGAAAGGAUGCACUGACCACAAAAGCCACAGAUGCCGCGAUGGCACGUCUCUACGGUCUGCAAAACGUGCAUUAG